This is a messenger RNA of Aedes albopictus (Asian tiger mosquito), 3320 nucleotides long. Its product is annotated as zinc finger protein 84. The coding region runs from base 1532 to 3235 and encodes 567 amino acids. NCBI's taxonomy places the organism in Eukaryota, Metazoa, Arthropoda, Insecta, Diptera, Culicidae. Gene Ontology annotation, cellular component: nucleus. Gene Ontology annotation, biological process: regulation of transcription by RNA polymerase II. The record is from RefSeq and is a predicted model, not a curated record. Gene Ontology annotation, molecular function: DNA-binding transcription activator activity, RNA polymerase II-specific; RNA polymerase II cis-regulatory region sequence-specific DNA binding; zinc ion binding. The transcript has 4 exons.
GCAAUAGGGCACUGCACUGUUUUGAUUUUGUAUGGGAUUUUGACGUUUCGUGGCCUUGUUGUUUACAAAAUUUCUGUAAGAGUGAAAGAGAAGGAGAUAAUUUCAUGCACUGCCCUAUUUGGCAUCACUGCUCUUGUUUGUUUUGCCAGAUUUUGCCUGAGCUUGGACCUGAGUGGAUACAAAAUUUCUUUCAGCUCAAAAUAUUAAUUUUGUGUGAUUUCUUUUCGAAUUUCAAAUCAUGUAGCUACCGUUACAAUUUAUAAUCGCGAAUAUUGUUUGAAGUGCAGUUUUCUAAACAAGACAAUACUUCCGAAUAGUCGGAAAAUUAAAGCCAAAACAGGUAAAUGUAAUGUAGCAUCAGUUUGUUGUUCCUCGUUAUAGGGUAAAUUAUCAGAAUCGGACAUACCUUUACAAAUGCAGAAAGUUAAAAAAAAAACUCGUUUCUUGACGAAGAAGUUUUUGAAACGGUGGUGAAGCUGUAUACAUCUUGGUAUACAUUCGUCUGAAACGCGGCGAAUCAGCACAGGUAGGAAUGCCAACGAAUGCAUCUACAGCAGUACUACAACCAAGCACAACCAGGUUUUGCCCGGAAACUAGUGUCACGAUACACAGGGUUGAUUUGAGAUAGUACAGAUUGUAGGGGAUUCGGUAUACCUCAGAACCCUGCGGUUGAUAACAACUAACCUGGACAUGCUCUUGGAGCAGGUGACCGAGUUCUUCCGGUAUAGAAGGCAGUACUAUCAACAGGUGUUCAGAUAAUCCACUAUCGCCCACGAUCGUAGAUCUGGUAAUGGAAACGCUUCUAGACACAGCAAUGAUAACGAGAAUCGAAUUUAAAACUCGAGUGCUGAAAGAGUAUGUAAACAUCUUAACCAAUACCACACAAGAAUCCAGUUCACGGUGAAGGUGGAAAACGAAGGACUUAUCCUGUUUCUAGACCUGCUACAGGUCCGAAAUACUUAUCAGACAGUAAAAACAGUGGUUAUUCUUCUUGGCAUAAUGCUUUAACCGGGGCAAAGUCUGCUUCUCUGCCUGGUGUUCUAUGAGGACUUUCUGCGUGUGGCAGGCACGUGGAUACUCUAUAUAUGUCCAAGGAAGUCAAGGAUCCAGUCAGUUUUUGAACUACAACUCGGCGCACAGGCACAGCAUGAAACAAAAGGUGAAUGCAGCAUCCAACUUCAUUCGAAGAGUCAAGACGUUUGCCACGAACAUCGAUGAACUCACAACGACAAAUCAGAUCAUUUCUGGCGUUCGAUUUGAAUAGGUCCUAAGUUUGCUGUGAUUCCUAUGUAGAUUCGACCUAUUUUAGAAAAUUUUUCUCACAGUAGAAAUUGAACAACUCUAUCCCCAGAGUAAAUGAUCGCCCGAAGGAACGUCCGAUUGCAAUCACCAAUGAUGAUGAAAACCAGAGUGAUCCAGAGUCUAGCCAGCCACCACUCCGACAUAGCUGAAUUUCUGAACUGUCUCCUUUGUAAACCAAAAUUUCAAACUGCAUGGAAAGGGGAGACGUAUCCUACGUCAAAACAUCGCUAUGUCGGAUUGUCUAACGUGCACCAACUCCACUCUUGACGGUGGUCUAGUGGUCGUGAUAGGUACCAAUAGGGAGGUCCAGAACGCACUGUGCAAGCACUUUUGGUUCGGCGAUGAUCAAUACCUCCAGGGUGUGCUUUGCUUCCCUUGUUGGCAAAAGAUUGAAGCUUUCCACCGGUUCUAUUGCGAAGUGAGAAAGCUCCAUGCUCGUCCUUUGUGCUAUCCAGCGUCGAUAGGAUUGAAACAGGAAAGCCAUCCCGCUGAACAGGCAGGCGACAGCACAGUGAACGAUUUCGUACUUGAAGUUCCCGCGGAACAUGUAGGCGACAGCACAGUGGUUGAAAACAACGAAAUAUAUUCGAUUAAGUAUGAAAAUCCUCAAGUUGAUGUGGCCCCGGAACCUUCAGAGCAGCAAAGCAAAAACAUAGAAGCCGAAGAUGAUGGAGGUGUGAAUGAAAAUGAAGCUGAUAAGCCGCUACCUUCAAAAAAGCGGGGUAAAAAACGUCCAAGACUGCGGAAAAGCGAAAAAGAUGCGGUUCAGGAAUACGUGUCACGGAAUUUGUCCUUAACCUGCGAUAUUUGCUCGGAACGGAGCGAAAGUUUCGAACUUUUGCAAAGGCAUUCCAUGAUGGAGCACGACAAGACGGCAACAGUAGAGUGCUGCAAUGCCAAGUUCUCCGAUGUAAGUCGAUUCGUCAAUCACAUCCAAUACCAUCUGGAUCCGGAUCUAUUCAAAUGCGAGCACUGUAGCAAGCAGUGUAUGACUCGAUAUGCACUCAAGAAGCACCUGCGAAUGGAUCAUAAUGCGAACCCAGAUAAGCCCAUGAGUGUUAAGGAGGAAAUCGAACUCAGCGUAAUGAGGACGGAAGAUGUGGACGAAGAACCGAGCGGCGCGCAGAAAAGUGAUGCUUCAGAACAUAUGAACACUUCCGAAGAUGAAGAAGAUGAAGACGCUAACGCUAGUAGGCAAAACAAUAAGAAAUUCAAAAACAGUUUGAAAUUAACGGCGAAGGAAAAAGCCCAAGUCCAGAUGUUUGUGGAGAAGAACCGAAAACUGGAUUGCGACAUGUGCUCAGAGCGAUACUCGCGAUUCAAGGACUUGCAGAAGCACUCCAUAGAGAAACACAGUAUGCUCAGAACGGGACUUUGUUGCAACCGAAAGUUCCGGGAAAACUCGCAAUUCGUUGCCCACAUACUACACCAUAUCAAUCCGGAGCGCUUCAAGUGUACCGAAUGUACGAGAAUAUGUCCCAGCUGGCCAGCACUGAUAGGACACAUGCAAUGGAUGCACACGCCAGGGGGCAAAAAAAAAUAUCCCUGUCCAGUAUGUGAGCAAAAGUUUCGCACCAGGCCGGCUGCUAUGCGUCACGCUGAACAACACGGAGAACCAGUUACACCAACUGAUGACGACGUUAUUGAUAAGAUACUCGCGGACAAUUUCAACCUCCAAUGUGAUACAUGCCAGAAACAGUAUGACUCGUAUCGAGCCUUACAGAAGCAUUCGACGGCCGAACACGCAAAAUUGGUGGUUGUAACUUGCUGCAAGAAACGAAUGUGUCGGCCAUCGGAACUCGUUGAUCAUUACAAAUACCAUCAGGAUCCAACUGCUUUUACGUGUAAAAUAUGCCUCAAACCCUGGCACAGCGCGAGAGCGUUGAGACGCCACCUGAGGAAUACGCACGGGAUAAGUAGCAAAAGGCAUUAGAACUGCGAAGGGAUUCUGAGCAAGUUGGAUACUAGAACAGGACAGGACUUGCGAGAAACCAAAAAAUACAACAGGUUUCGGUUUA